This is a messenger RNA of Solenopsis invicta (red fire ant), 4541 nucleotides long. Its product is annotated as transcription initiation factor TFIID subunit 2. Gene Ontology annotation, molecular function: RNA polymerase II general transcription initiation factor activity; metallopeptidase activity; zinc ion binding. Gene Ontology annotation, cellular component: transcription factor TFIID complex. NCBI's taxonomy places the organism in Eukaryota, Metazoa, Arthropoda, Insecta, Hymenoptera, Formicidae. Bases 592 to 4203 code for a protein of 1203 amino acids. Gene Ontology annotation, biological process: transcription initiation at RNA polymerase II promoter. The transcript has 18 exons. The record is from RefSeq and is a predicted model, not a curated record.
ACAGAUAUAAUAAUGUAAAUUCCAGUCGCGCAAGAUUUCCGGAUAAAAAUUCCAACCGAAAGAUCGGCCCGUGAAACUAUCGAAUUUUCGAAGUCUUAGAACUUUUACAAAUCCAGGCAGGGCAAUCGGCGUGUUACGAGUUUGCGCUGCUAGCACCCGACUCGUGUAAAGCCCCGUGAAAGCCAUUAUCGCUUCUCUGGCCUCUCCCGGCGUUCAUCGUUCUCUUUCUGUGCGGGUGUACCACUAUUUUGGUCCAGCGGGUUAAAGAACUUGACGGUCGGAGAACAAGGGGACGAAUCGAAUCGUGAGGGCCGUUGGGUGAGGGACGAGCUAUAUAGUGACAAAUACUCUGUUCCGGCUUUUUAUCCGCCUACUCGCAAUAAAAAGAAACAAAAACCCAUUGUUGACCAUUCUGUGGGUAGUGGGCUGGCUGGGUGAUUCAUCAGGGCUCGGACGGGACAUGGUGGAAGGAAACACCAUGCUCUGUGCACGUGUAUUCUAGUGUGUUGUGGGAUGGCGUCGUGUUCUGGUAUCGUUCCGUGUUUUAUUUCUUUUUACAGAUCUAAAAGUUGUAUUUAAACAAAUAGAAAUAUGAAGAAAGAAAAGACGGUUGAUAACAGCCGUCCCUAUAAAUUAGCUCAUCAAAUAUUAAGCUUAACGGAAAUAAGCUUUCAAAAGAAGAGCAUAACUGGUUUUGUGGAGUUGACAAUUAUACCUUUGCGAGAUACACUGAGACUGGUGAAGCUCAACGCCAAACAAUGCAAAAUAUAUAGAGUGUGUUUAAAUGACACUUAUGAAGCACCUUUCCAGUAUUUUGAUCCAUUUCUGGAUAUCUGCCAAGGGGAUAGUAAACAACGAUCCUUGGAAUUUUUCUCAAAUAUGCACCUAGCGGCAGCUCAGAAAGUUGAUUUUGACAAUAAUGCUGGCGAAUUAAUAGUUCAAAUACCACCAGAUGCAGUACACUUGGUCGCAAAAGGCAGAGGAUUAAGGAUUAGCAUCGAAUUUUUCUUGGAGCAGCCACGAGGAGGAGUGCAUUUUGUAAUACCAAACUGUGAAGGAACUCUAGCUGAAAGAGGUGCCCAUAUGUAUACGUAUAGCUAUGAAAAUUCAUCUAGAUUGUGGUUUCCAUGCGUGGAUAGUUUUGCUGAACCGUGUACUUGGAAAUUGGAAUUUACCGUCGAUGAUGCGAUGACUGCAAUUUCCUGUGGAGAUCUGGUUGAAGUGGUCUACACACCUGACAUGUGUAGAAAAACAUUUCACUACGUGCUUAACACUCCUGCGUGCGCCCCAAACAUUGCUUUGGCAGUUGGACCUUUUGAGAUUUUUGUGGACCCCUACAUGCAUGAAGUGACUCAUUUCUGUCUGCCUCAACUUUUACCAUCACUGAAAGUGUCUGCAAAAUACAUGUACGAAGCAUUCGAAUUUUAUGAGGAAAUUUUGUCAAAUCGAUACCCGUAUUCUUGUUACAAGCAGGUCUUUGUUGAUGAGAUAGACGAAGACAUUAACGCCUAUGCUACAAUGAGCAUCUUACACACGAAUUUACUGCAUUCUACCGCAAUUAUAGAUCAAGUAUACAUUACUAAGAAAGCAAUGGCGCAAGCGAUUGCAGAACAAUUUUUUGGAUGUUUUAUAUCCAUGCAAAAUUGGUCAGAUACGUGGUUACCUAAGGGUAUUUCCACCUAUUUAACAGGACUCUAUGCGAAGAAAUUUUUUGGAAAUAAUGAAUAUAGAGAAUGGAUUCAGUCUGAAUUACAAGCUGUUGUGAAAUAUGAAGAACAAUUUGGUGGUAUAAUACUAGAUCCAUCUCAAGCACCAGCGCCAUUACCCAUUGCGGCUAAUACUCCAGCGCCGGCUCCUCGAGCUCCCGAACCCGGGUUUUAUUUUCCUAUUAAAAAUUUGCAUACCAUGUCUCCAAAAUACAUUGAGGUUCUUCGUAAGAAAGCGCAUCUAAUCAUGAGAAUGCUGGAACAUAGGAUCGGCCAAGAAGUAUUGCUUCAAGUAUUCAAUAAACAAUUGUCUCUGGCAGCUAAUGCUGCGCAGCAAAAAAUUGAAUCUGGCCUGUGGUCGCAUAUGUUAAUUAGUACAAAUGUAUUUGCUAAGGCGACCUUUACUGUAACGGGGAAAGAUAUGUCAGUAUUUAUAGAUCAAUGGGUGAGAACAGGAGGACAUACAAAAUUUAGCCUAAGUUUCAUAUUUAAUAGAAAAAGAAAUACAGUAGAAUUAGAAAUUAGGCAAGACACUACGCAUCAAAGAGGAAUUAGGAAAUAUGUAGGUCCGUUAGUAGUCAAUAUUCAAGAAUUGGACGGUACUUUCAAGCACACGUUACAAAUUGAAGGUACAAUGGCCAGAGCGGAUAUCACAUGCCACAGUAAAAGUCGUAGAAACAAGAAAAAGAAAAUUCCUCUGUGUACCGGCGAAGAGGUUGAUAUGGAUCUCUCUGCUAUGGAUGAUUCUCCAGUAUUAUGGAUUAGACUUGAUCCUGAAAUGACAAUUAUGCGCGCUGUGCAAAUUGAGCAACCUGAUUAUCAGUGGCAAUAUCAAUUAAGACACGAGAGAGAUGUCACCGCGCAAUUAGAAGCGAUCGAAGCGUUGCAGCAUCAUCCGACGCCUGCCACACGAUUAGCAUUGACUGAUACAAUUGAGAACGAACAUUGUUACUAUAAAGUCAGACUUCGCGCUGCUCAUUGUUUGACAAAGGUGGGAAACGCAAUGGUAGCAACAUGGUCAGGCCCACCAGCGAUGUUGGCUAUAUUUAGAAAAUUAUUCGGAUCCGCGUCGUGUCGGCGGAUUAUUAAACAAAACAAUUUCACGAAUUUUCAGCAUUACUUUUUACAAACGACUAUACCAGUUGCGAUGGCGGGUUUACGCAAUAAUCAUGGAAUUUGUCCACCAGAAGUACUAUCUUUUCUAAUGGAUCUUUUCAAGUAUAACGAUAACAGUAAGAAUAGAUAUUCUGAUAAUUACUACAGAGCCGCACUAAUCGAAGCUCUUGGCGCAACUGUUACACCGGUUAUCAGUGUGCAACAAGGAACGGCUAUCACAGCGGAAUUUUUAUCGAUUGACACGAAAGCCAUUUUAGAAGAGGUGACAAGAAACUUGAACUUAGAGAAAUUAUUACCUUGCUACAAAUAUACCGUUAGCGUAGCUUGUCUAAAAGUUAUACGUAUCCUUCAAAAGUUCGGACAUCUGCCAAGCAAUCCUCAUCUUUUCAGGGCAUAUGCAGCAUAUGGACAAUUUGAAGACAUUCGAAUCGCCGCUUUAGAAGCGUUGGUUGAUUUUACUCGCGUGGAUGGUAAAUGGGAGGACCUAGAGUUCUUAUUAGAUAUGGCAGAAAAUGAUCCGCAUCCCGGUAUACGUCAUAGACUUGUACGGCUUAUGGUGGAGAAUCCACCGUUCGAAAGAGCCCAUGAGCAUCACUUGGAUAAACCCGAUCUAGUUGAUCGUAUAUGGAAUUUGAUUAAUGGCAUGCUGUCGCACGAUGCAAAGCUGCGUUGCGAUUUGGUAGACUUGUACUACACUUUGUAUGGUAUGAAAGUUCCAUUUUGUCUUCCCGUUGCUGAAAUUACGACGAUCACAAAGCCCAGGAAAGCCGGCCCGCCAAGUUCAGAACGUGAAGUGAAAACCGCACCGAUGCAACAUGUGAGACACGAAUCAAUCGAAGAAGUUGAGAACUUAUCAGUUUCCAACAAGAGGAAAACAUCUCCCAGCAAAGAUCCUCCAAGUUCAUCAAAUCAAGUGGAACACGCGCCAGAACCAAAACGACAAAAAACAACUAAUAAUCAGGACGAACGAAGAACUCCGGUACCUGGUGAAGAGAAAGUAAAAUCUGAGUAUUAUAGCGAUAAUUCCGCGUCACUGCCUGGUAUCAUGGGAACUCCUGGUCCUGUAGGAUUCGAGCCUGGAAUGUUUAGGAAAGAUUCAAAAGAUCAUAAGCCAAAAGGCGAUUCCAGCAAUAAGAAUAAAAAGAAAAAGAAGGAUAAGAAAAAGCACAAGCACAAACAUAAGCACAAACACGAUUACAAACAUAAUAAGGAUAAGAAGAAAAAGGAAAAUGAUAAAGGUAAAGAUAAGGAUAAGGAUAAGGAUAAUAAAAGCAAGGACAAAGAUUCAUCCGUUUUAAAGAUGAAAGAUGAGACUCUCAGCUCUGCAAGUUCUAGUCAAAGUCCAGAGCCAACCGCCACGAACGAAAUCCUUUUUCCUUAGGAGCGUUCAGUUAUCGGUGUACAUAAAUUUUUUUAUGACCAUGGCUAUUUAUAUAUUUUGUAUGGCUGUACAAUUUAAUUGUAAGCGAAAAGCAAUAAGAUGUAAAUCCUCAAUUUAUUAUAUAUUAUAUUUGUAUGUAUUUAUAAAUAUUACGUUAUAUGUAACAUUUAUAAAUAUAUUUUUUAUUAUAAAUUAAAUGUAUAAAUUUUAGAUAUAAUAUGUAUAUAAUAAUAAAAAUAACAAUAUUAAUAAACGUAUUUUAUUAUAUUACAUAUAUAAAAUCAAUUGUAUUUAUACAUCGCAAUUAUUAUACGCGAUAAUAAAGAUUGAAUAAUUUU